Messenger RNA from Nannospalax galili (Upper Galilee mountains blind mole rat), 1971 nucleotides. It is a transcript of the gene Olfm4, whose product is annotated as olfactomedin 4. The record is from RefSeq and is a predicted model, not a curated record. NCBI's taxonomy places the organism in Eukaryota, Metazoa, Chordata, Mammalia, Rodentia, Spalacidae. The coding region runs from base 1 to 1602 and encodes 533 amino acids. Gene Ontology annotation, biological process: signal transduction. The transcript has 5 exons.
AUGGGGAAAUCCCCACUGGGCACUAUAAGAAGCCCCUGGGCUCUGGGAAGAAGCCAGCAUCUUAGUCAAGAAAGCGAGAUGAAGUGUGGCCUUGCCUUCCUACUGGCCCUUUUGUUUCUCCUAGGUUCUGUCAGCGGAUCUUUCGAGCUUCUCACCACUGACUCUUCCCUGAAUGUGACCACAGUUUCAGCUUCACCUCAGGCUACAACUCCCUGGCUGGCUCCAGGGGCCACAUCCUGGACAGAAGGCGAUGCUGUGUCCCAGUCAUUUUCCAAUUUCUCUGGUUCUGUGGAUGGCCAAGGGACCUGCCAGUGCUCCAUUUCCUUGCCAGAUGCUACCUUUCCUGCCGACAGAGUGGAGCGCUUGGAAUUCACAGCUCACAUCCUUUCUCAGAAGUUUGAGAAAGAGUUUUCUAAAGUGAAGGAAUACAUCCAAUUGCUCAGUAUCUAUGAGAAGAAGCUCCUAAACCUGACUGUCCGAGUAGAGGUCAUGGAGAAGGACAGUAUUUCUUACACUGAGCUGGACUUCGAGCUGAUCAAGCUAGAGGUGAAGGAGAUGCAUAAACUGGUCACACAGCUGAAGGGGAGUUUUGUUGGAAGCACAGUAAUUAUUGACAAGCUGGAGGUGGAGAUAAGGAAUAUGACUCUCCUGGUAGAGAAGCUGGAAACACUAGACAGAAACAAUGUCCUUAGUAUUCGCCGUCAAGUCUUGGCUCUGAAGACGAAACUGAAAGAAUGUGAGGCCUCUAAGAGUGAGCUUGUUCCCACCAUGCCCCCUCCUCCUGCUCCUGGAAGCUGUAGUCAUGGCGGUGUGGUGAACAUCAGCAGUCCCUCUGUGAUUCAACUCAACUGGAGAGGGUUUUCCUAUAAAUAUGGUGCCUGGGGUCGGGAUUACUCUCCCCAGCAGCCAGAGAGAACGCUUUACUGGGUAGCACCCUUGAAUACAGAUGGGAAGUUGCUGGAAUAUUACAGACUUUACAACACACUGGAUGAUUUGCUACUCUAUUCGCAUACUCAAGAAUAUCGAAUUGCCUAUGGCCAAGGGGGUGGUACAGUAGCAUACAACAACAGCCUGUAUGUCAAUUGGUACGGCAGUGGGAACAUUGCCAAAAUUAAUUUGAACACCAACAAAGUUGAUAUAAAUCAACGUCUUCCUAGUGCUGUUUAUAAUAACCGUUUUUCAUAUGCUAAUGUGGGUUGGCAAGAUAUUGACCUUGCUGUGGAUGAGCAAGGACUGUGGGUGAUUCAUGCAACAGAAGCCAGCACUGGUAACAUAGUGAUUAGUAAACUCAAUGACACCUCCCUUGAGGUGCUAAACACUUGGGUUACCAAGCAGUACAAACCAUCUGUUUCUAAUGCCUUCAUUGUAUGUGGCGUUCUCUAUGCCACCCGCACUUUGAACACCAGAGCAGAAGAAAUUUUUUACUACUAUGACACAAACACAGGGAGGGAAGGCAAUCUAGCCAUCACAAUAAGAAAGAUGCAGGAAACAAUCCAGAGCAUUAACUAUCAUCCUUUUGACCAAAAGCUUUAUGUCUACAAUGAUGGCUAUCUUCUGACUUAUGAUCUUAUCUUCCUACAGAAGCCCCAGAGAACUGUCUGAUUAUUAGACUGAAGGGGCAAUAGACUAUUUGUUGAAAACGGUCUUCUCAUUUGUUUAGACAUAUGCAGGGGAAUCUACGAAUGUAUAUAUUUGUAGAAGUGAUAUUUAGUAGAGAAUUCUGUCACACUAGAUGCCUAGGAUAUUUGCCUCAGUUUGAUGAGUUCUCUUGGGAACUAUCUGCCUCUUUGGAUGCAUUUAGCAACUGAAAUAAUGUCCUUUCACAGUGGAGCUGUCAGAGGUUAGGGGGCACUAUGAUUCUAAUGAAAUGUAUAGUCUAGUGACAUGUUGAAAUUAAAGAACUUUUUUUACAUUUUAUAAUUUUUAAAAAAUUUUAUUUUUAUUGAAUUUUUGUGAAUAUCAUACAGAACA